Molecule: messenger RNA, 984 nt
Organism: Filobasidium floriforme
Lineage: Eukaryota; Fungi; Basidiomycota; Tremellomycetes; Filobasidiales; Filobasidiaceae
Exons: 2
Coding region: 118-705 (195 amino acids)
Source: RefSeq, a predicted model, not a curated record
GUUGCGAAUUCGGGGGUUUUGAAACGCCUUGAUGUCCGCGUUACCAGUCUCGUAUCUCCGCGUCUUCACCGAGCCCAAUACUCUAACCCUGUCCUUUGGCCUGGAACAACUGAAUCUAUGACGACCUUCACGUCGCCGAUCAGCUCAAAGUUCGCACCUUCUCCGCUGGCUCGGUUGAUCCGAUCGCACAUUAUCUCUGCGGAUCCAUCCACCCUCUCAGCAGCAUCUUCCUCUACAUCCUCUUCAUCAUCAUCGGUAUCAGCAACGUCUGAAGAGCCAAUUCCCGGUCCUAUUCAUCUCACGAUCCCCAACCCGUUCGCCUCCCGCCGCAUCUCCCUUCGCACACAAUCAGACCUGCUCAAAUCCUUCCCUCCCACCUGGCUUCCUCCUUCCCGUAAAAACCCUCUGGGUGCGAAGAAGAUCACUUAUGAUCAGGAUGGAGUAGUGGUCACCUGGACGGGCGGAAACCUGAGCGAGAAGAAACAGGUGGUCAUUCCCAACAAGCAACCGAGCGGUAUCAGGCCGAGCGAUAAGAAGCUGGGUGACUUUAGGGGCAGGAAGGUCGAUCGGGUCGCUAAAGAUAGGAGGGCGGAGACGGAGGCUCGAUUGGAAGGGAUGGACAAGCGGAUAGAAGAGUGGAGACAGGUGAGUCUCGGGCUAUCGCGAGGUCCGAGUUAUGAGAUAUGGUCGACGUGGUCGCGCUGAUCGUCAUCUUCCUAUGAUAUCGAUUCAUCCGCUCCUGGUCCGGCAGGCUCGAAAAGAGGUGAAACAGAACGCCAAACCAGCCCUCCCCUUCUAGAAACCAGGCAAUAUCUCGGGACAAUCGUAAUUCCGCUUUCGGUAUGUCAAUCACUUGAAAGUCUCUUAAUCCUUCUUCCUUCUUCUUUUCGUACAUGCCGCUGUACAACAGGUACUUGAUUACUAACCCAAAGCUUGUUUCCCCUAUCUCGCAUCGUCAUACAGACCUUCACGUCGCUUCUGCUG